UUUUGUGAACCAGUGAUGUGACAGAUAUUGUCCACAAGGUGGCAGACAAACAAACCCCCGGAGGCUGCAACUGCGCAUAAGCAUGCGCAUGUGCAGACUGUUGCCGACAACAUGGCGGCCUUCGGGACAGUAGUCCUUGGCACAGCUUGCAAAGGUGCAGCCCUCGUUCCUGGAGGUCGGUGGUUAGUGACCAGAUACCUUUCAGCGACACUUCGCCAGUGUUUGAGGCUGUCAGUGCCGGCUGCAUCGCUUUGCACUCGUGGGACGGAGCCACAGAGAAACCGAAAGGAUAGUGGAGUGGCUGGGGAAGAGGAAAGGGAAAGUGAGGGUCCCGAGUACAUUCCCCUUAAAAAGGCGAAAAAUCCCAUGAUGAAUAUUGGGUAUGCAUGGAUGAUAGGCCUCCCUACUGGUAUUAUUGGCUUUCUGCUGGCCAAAAGGCAAGUGGACAAGAACCGUUUAAAGCAGCUGAAAGUUCGACAGAGGAUACGGAACUCAAACGAGGGCGACUACGAAGGGAGCCGCUAUCGCCAUGCUGCAGAGACUGUUAAAGUUGACCAAUAAUGCCUGUUCUGGGACCUCCUGAUGGAAUAACCUGAAUAACUCCGUUCUGCAAAUUCUUGCAGGGAAGUAACCAUAGGAGUAAUAUAAAGGAAAAUAUGUUUGUUUACACUGUGCAGAAAGUGUGUAUUUUGACCGCGUGAUAAUUUUUAUGCGUAUAUUCCAAGUCCGUGCUGUAUAACAGGGAUAUCAAACUCUGCCAAAUAUGGCCCACAGUGUAAUUAUAUUUAGCCCACCAAGAAAAAUGCUGCAUCGACAUUGUGUCAAUGCUAAAAUCACAAAUUGUCUUCACGAAGAGCUGUAUGUAUUUGAUGAGUUGUA
This is a messenger RNA of Syngnathus acus (greater pipefish), 879 nucleotides long. Its product is annotated as DUF4748 domain-containing protein. The transcript has 3 exons. Lineage: Eukaryota; Metazoa; Chordata; Actinopteri; Syngnathiformes; Syngnathidae. Bases 112 to 561 code for a protein of 149 amino acids. The record is from RefSeq and is a predicted model, not a curated record.